GUUCUUUGGAUUGAAAUAUGCUAAAGAAAGGCCUGUAGAAUGUAAUAAAACGGCUUUCAUUAUUAUAUAAUACACCAGUGUGCGCCGCUGAGUAGACUGAGCGAGCCAUGAUUACAUCUCUCACAAUAACACGAUGAAUCGUCUUUCGGAAUGUAACACAGCACGCUUCGAAAUGGACCAUCGUGUCUCAGACUCUGUCUAUAUGAAGAGGUUUUUAUUCAUUCAAAUUUUUUAUUGAUGCUUUUGCGGUUUUUUUCUGGCGGCGAGUCGGCGGACUUCGCACCAGCGCUCCCGUCUCUCACCGCGCACCGUAGCGCGUGGACCCGCAGCGGGACUCGCGAGGAGCCUGAGCUUCAGCCUGAGGCGUCUUUUUUUUUUUUUAAUUGAAUCAACGGAAAACGAGGCAAUUCAGAAUUCUCAUUCUGCGCUGAGAGAAAGUGAAAGUCGCGAGACCGCCGCUUACAAGCAAUAUGCACAACUGACCCGAGCUGAAAACUACUGCAAGGAUUUUUGAAUAUAUGUAGAAUAUAUGUUUUUUCCCCUCAGAAACGCACGUCGCCGGAGCGCGUGCCACGAGGGAGGGGACUAUGCCGCGGGCGCGCGCCACUUCUACGCGUUUCACGGAGCGAGUGGGAUCAGUCUUUACAUCUCGCCACGACUCGCAAUGUCCGUGGCAGAAUAAAAGGUAAAUAUUGGUGAGGAACUUGUGAACGCGGGAGCUUCGCGUCACAUCGCAAGGGCUGAGACCCGACGAAGCGCCUCACCGACCGACAGAGGGAGGGGGGCGGACCGAGGAGACGCAAGUUCCACCUGAAGCCAACACCGCAACGUGGCGGAGAGCAGAAAAACAAAAAGCAACUAACACGACGACUGCAUUUGAGGAUUAUGGAGGAGUUGGGAAAGAAAGCAUGAUUAAAGAUCUGCAGUUGCAAGAUCAUUUUUUGGGGAGCAGAAGAUCAGGGGAUGGAGGGGUAAUAAACAGUUCUCUGUCAACCUUGCCUGUUUCUCUCUCCUGUUGUACGACUUCUUGGCUGGCUGGAUGUUAAUGAUAUCCCUCCAAACCACCCACCUCUUGUUUAUACUUCUUCUGAGUGCUUUUCAUUUCCUUUCAUCUGAGGAUGCAGAACUGAUAGACUGUUGCCAGUGAAGACCUCCUCCCUACUCUAAUUCCAUAUCUGGACUACUUACUUGGAUCUGACUUUGGUGGAUUGAAUAAAACAUUCCCUGUACCUCACAAGAAUAUUUCCUUCACUUUAUUGUAAUGUUUGUUCAAUAAUUAUGCUUUGGAUUGUAACUUGAAAAGUCACAUUCAUCCUGAAAAUUCACUUCUCCUAUAAAAUUCAGUUUGAGAUUAAAUGUAGAGAAAAGACUACCCAAUCCUUCAGGCCUUUACUGCACAAUUCUUCUCCCCCCCACUUCUCAGUGGGGGGGGGGGACCAGAAAAUCAAGGGCCGGGCAAUCCUGGCUCAUGCUUAUGUUGACCUGGAACUGAGGCCUUGACCAUGGAAGCGGGCCAAGGCACCCCAGAGAGCCCCAAUCGGGCUGUUGAGUACCUGCUAGAGCUCAACAACAUUAUUGAGAGCCAGCAGAAACUCCUAGAAACCCAGAGGAGGCGCAUAGAGGAGCUGGAGGUCCAGCUGGACCGCGUGAGCCAGGAGAACAAGGACCUCCGACUGGAUCGCGUGAGCCAGAACAAUGAUCUCCGCCAUCCCCGCACAACAGAGUCAGCCGCUCCUGCCCAUCAGAACCCAACAGCCUCAGAUCCUGCUUGCCAGGUCAACUCCCACAGCAACAGCGGCAAUGGCAGCGGGACCGGUGGUGGCGGAGGCACCAACACUAACCCCACUCCUCCUCCGCUGCCAGCACGGGAAAGGCGUGGCCAUGCCAGGCUGACCCGUGGGCUGUCGUGCGGUUCUGCUCCAGUGGAAAGGGACAGACAGGACCGUGUGGACCGCUGCAGUGCCAGCCACGCCAAUACUCUCCAAAGGCAGUUAUCUACUAAUUCCACCUUUGCCAAUCCUUGCAAUCGUACUACCGCCAAAAGUACUGCUUCUGCUACCUCCUCCCUUCACACCAGUCUGACCGCUAACAGCCACACGAGUCACCAUCAGUUUUGCUGCCCCUCCACGCUCCUUCUGCCCAAGCCACCUCGCUUCUCUGCCAGGCACUUGGAGCAGGCAAGCGUGGAGGCGGAACCGCAGCGCACCGAUUCGGGAAGCUUCUCGGACAGCGCGUGCAGCCAGACCCCUUAUCUGCGCGGCUCCGAGCGCUGCAGCGACGGCGGUGUUUCCCGGGGGCCUCCCGUCGCUCCUCCGAGCCCAGUGAGCCUGGCCUGGGCGCAGCGUACGCGCCACCAGCCCGCCAGCCUGGCGCUGCGUAAGCAGGAGGAGGAGGAGAACAAGAGGUGCAAAGCCCUCUCUGACAGCUAUGAGCUCUCCACCGAUCUCCAAGACAAGAAGGUGGAGAUGUUGGAGAGAAAGUAUGGGGGAUAUUUCCUGAGUCGCCGGGCGGCACGGACCAUCCAGACGGCUUUCCGUCAGUACCGUAUGAACAAGAACUUUGAGCGCCUGCGCAGCUCUGCCUCCGAGAGCCGCAUGACGCGCCGCAUCAUCCUGUCCAACAUGAGGAUGCAGUACUCUUUUGAUGAGCGACAGCCCCAGGCGCAGCCUCUCUCUUCUGCCGGCAGGCCGGAGAGAGACACGGGUUCUCCUCCCCGUCUGCAGGGAGACCGAACGGGGCAGUACACCCACCUCGAGGACAACUUCUCCAAACAGGUGAAGUCCCUGGCAGAUUCCAUUGACGAUGCCCUGACUUGUCGUCCAGGGCGAGAUGACUCGCAGGAGGGCAGCAGAGAAGGAGAAGGCAUGGGAGGAGUCGAGGGGGAUGAUUUUGUGGAGUGCGUGUGGAGCAACAGCAGCAACCCCUCAUCCCGGAGAGGAAUGGGCGAUCGAGAGCGAGGUGGGGGAGGAGGCCUGAGCAUGCAUGAGGACAGCACAGCAACCUCCUACAGCGAUGUUACCCUCUACAUGGAUGAUGGACUGCCUUCCUCACCACUCUCGCUGGACAGAGCCCCCAGCAGCACCGACACCGAGUACUGGGGCAUGGGUGGUGGCGUAGGGGGCCGUGAGGACAGCCGAGAUACAGAGGGGGGUGGCAGCAGCACCAGCCGCCGCAGCACACCCUGUACAGAGUGCCGGGAUUACAGACUGCGUGGGGCGCACCUGCCCCUACUCACCAUUGAGCCCCCUAGCGACAGUUCUGUGGAUAUGAGUGACCGCUCUGACAGGGGGUCACUCAGCCGACAGCUCAUCUACGAGCAAGAGCCCGGUGGCGGGUCGCCCCAGGGCACCCUCAAACACAACCCGAACGCCCGUUCCGCUUCUGCAGCUCAGGGCCAGACCCGCACCCCUGGCCGGCCGCACCCCUCCUCCCUGCCUUCCCAGGUUCCCCACAUCCACCACCACCAUCACCACCACCACCACCACCCACAUCACCACCACCAGUAUCCUGACACACCCUCCUCAUCUUCAUCACCCCAACAGCCCCCCACCACACCCCUCUCUUCAUCUUCCUCUGCCCCUAUGCCCACUGGCAGCUUGGAACAGCCCUGCUGCUCAGACGGGGACAAUGACUCGCUCAACUCCACCACCAACUCCAACGAGACUAUCAACUGCAGCUCCGGCUCUUCGUCACGAGACAGCUUGCGAGAGCCACUGCCCCCCUUGGGCAAGCAGACCUACCAGAGGGAGAGCCGCCAUAGCUGGGACUCCCCAGCCUUCAACAACGACGUGGUGCAGAGAAGACAGUAUCGCAUUGGCCUCAACCUCUUCAACAAGAAGCCGGAGAAGGGCAUCCAGUACCUGAUUGAGAGGAGCUUUGUGUCGGACACUCCGGUGGGCAUUGCUCGCUUCAUCCUGGAGAGGAAAGGCCUCAGUCGGCAGAUGAUUGGAGAAUUCCUUGGAAACAGGCAGAAGCAGUUCAACAGGGACGUGCUGGACUGUGUGUUGGAUGAGAUGGACUUCUCAGGAAUGGACCUGGAUGAUGCGCUGAGGAAAUUCCAGGCCCAAAUCAAAGUACAAGGGGAAGCUCAGAAAGUGGAGAGACUUGUGGAGGCAUUCAGCCAGAGGUACUGCGUGUGCAACCCAGCGUUAGUCCGUCAGUUCCAGAACCCAGACACAAUCUUCAUCUUGGCUUUUGCCAUCAUCCUCCUCAACACAGACAUGUACAGUCCCAGUGUGAAGCCAGAAAGGAAGAUGAAACUUGAGGAUUUUAUUAAGAACUUACGAGGAGUGGACAACGGUCAGGACAUCCCUAGGGACCUUCUUGUUGGGAUCUACCAGCGCAUUCAGAAAUGGGAACUGAGAACGAACGAUGACCACGUAUCCCAAGUGCAGGCUGUGGAGAGAAUGAUCGUGGGCAAGAAACCGGUGCUGUCACUGCCUCACCGCAGGCUUGUGUGCUGCUGCCAGCUGUAUGAAGUGCCCGACCCCAACCGACCCCAGAGGAGCGGUGUGCACCAGAGGGAGGUCUUCCUCUUCAACGACCUGCUGGUGGUAACAAAGAUUUUCCAGAAGAAGAAGACCUCAGUGACGUACAGCUUCAGGCAGUCCUUUCCUCUGGUGGAAAUGCAGGUCCACAUGUUCCAGAACUCCUACUACCCCCAUGGCAUCCGCCUCACGUCAGCCAUCCUGGGAGGGGAGAGGAAGGUUCUCAUUGUGUUCACAGCCCCCAGCCAACAGGACCGUACACGUUUCACCAGCGACCUGAGGGAGAGCAUAGCUGAAGUGCAGGAGAUGGAGAAGUACAGGGUGGAGUCCGAGCUGGAGAAGCAGAAGGGAGUGAUGCGUCCCAGCCUGCUGAGUAGCACCGUGGUGGGAGGAGGCGGAAGCGGCAGUGGCACCAUGAAGAGCGAUGUGGUGAAUGGCAGCCUGGGAAGGCCCAGCUUGGAUGACAGCUACUCGGCUGGGGAGGGCCUCAAACGCACCGCACUCAGCUCAUCUCUGAGGGACCUUUCCGAGACAGGGAAACGUGGUCGCAGAAACAGCGUGGGUUCCCUCGACAGUACCAUUGAAGGGUCCGUCAUUAGCAGCCCUCGGCCUCACCAGCGCCUGCCCAUGGCCACCGUGGUGUCCGGCUGCUAUGGCCUAGAAGAUUGCCGGUCUCACCACCCCAUCCUGAGCCCCGGAGUGGGGGUGGGGGGUGGGCCGGGGCAACAACACAACGCUGCUGGGACAGUGAGCGUGGGGGCGGGUGGGGGAGUCUCCAGCAGCAACGAGAAAGGAGGGAUGGGGAAUGGGACUGGGGGAGCCAGCAGUGGCUCCUUCCUGGGCUCCCUAUUCGGCAGCAAGCGCUCCAAGGCCCCGGGACCCAUUAUCCCCCCGGGGCCACCCUACCCCGCCCCUGUGCCCCCCCCUACCACCGGAGGGCCCCCACCUCUCUCCCCUUCCUCGCUAUGUCAGUCGGAGGGAGGGGGCCCUUCCAAGAUCCAGGCCCUGCACGCCCAGUACUGCCACACCGGCACUGGUCAGCCGCCUCCGCCGUACCACCACCACCAUCGCUACAACGUCCAGACCGUGCCCCCUCCCAGCCAGCCAUCUUCUGCGCCACCCCCCACGCACCAAACCCUACAGCGAGGUUCUCUUCCCAGGCGUGCACCGCCCGCACCCUCCCACGCCCAGCUGCAACAGUUAUCUCAGCUGCCCCAGAUCUCCCAGCAUGCUUUGCAGGGCCGCUAUGCCAACAUGGCCAUGGGGAUGAACUGCCCUCCCCCCCUUUCUCCUCACUCCCUACAUUCCCCCCUCCCCCAGUACACCCUGUACCACGCUCAGCCUACACACUCUGCCAGGGGGGGAGGCGCCACUGGCAAGCUCCCCCUAACACUGGCACACUCCCACCCCCAUUCUCACUCCCACACCCACCCCGGCCACAUCCCCACCCCGCACCCCAAUUCGCUCCCCACGCAUCAGCCUCAUUUCGUCUUCGCCGCGCCCCCCCAACCAUCCACCGCUUCCAUCACUGCCCGCCACCUGCCCCAGGCCGCCCAGUAUCUGCCCCAGUAUCCUCCACUCUCCUCUAUCCCUCCUCCCCCCCCCCACUCCCCUUUACCCCCCCCUUCCUCCCCCCUUACCCCUCUUACGCCUCACUCCCCUCACCCCCCCCAGCACCCGGGUCAACCUCAGCAGGGUGGGCAACCGGGGGGUCCGGGAGUAGGAGCCACAGGCACCGGCACAGGGGGCAGUUCCAAGUCCAAACCUAUCAACCGAAUCAGCACCGUGGUCUGAAGGGCAUGUGGGGCUUGGGCCACCGGGCCCAGGGGGGGUCACACAUGGGCACAGCCCGAGGGACACUGGUAAGGGCAGAUGAGGGGGAUAGGGUCACGUGGGAGCAGGCCCAGCCGUCUCAGGGGGGCACCAGUGGCCGGAAGAAGCGCAGCUUCCUCCGCCUCUGCUACUUCCACCUUCGCUUCCCACACAUGUAGACCGUGGAGCAGGACCUGACAGGGCACACGUGUGCUGACAUGCAUCAACAUGUGCCGGAACAUGCACUCUCACACGCUCGCUGACUGAAUGUGCACAAACACACGUAGGCACAUGCACUUUCAGGCUCACACAGGAACAUACCUUGACAUAUACGGUCAGGUGAACAUAUAUUCAUACGCUUUCAUCAGCAAACGUGUGCAGGAAUAUACACCGAUGUGCACGCCCACGCAGAGCUACACACACUUUCACAGGCACACAUAAACACUACAUACAUUGAAGGGGGCAUAUAUUAAUGCACACUCGCACACUCAGAAUCCCGAGGUGUACGACUUCAGUCCUCAAGGGCUACGCAGAACGUUCUGGUUUUUUGCCGUUAACUGCUAUAUUGAAGUAGCCAAGUAGAUUGAACGUCCUCCCAGCCAGUAUUUCAGGGGUUAGGCAGGCACUAAUUAAAAUGUACUCUCUAAAACCUGCAGUGCCAGAGGACAGGAGUUGAGCACCCCCCCCACCCCAUUUACACUGAGAGGUAAACACACGCAGGCACAUAUGCUGACACGUAAACACUAAUUGUCAGGCGAGAGUAAUGCUACUCCCAUAACUCACAGGUGUAUAUACAGUUUGGAUGGUUUACACUGGAACUAAUGUGCACUCUUUAGGCGCUGUGGCUUGGAGCUACAGGCCAGAGAAGGGGGCAGAGAGGCAGCAGGGUGAUGCAGUUCAACGUCUGUAGGGAACGUUCGUGUUCCUGUAGUAUCGUGUGGAUGUCGUCCGAUGCCCGGGCGCUCCCGUGGACUGUGAGGGUGCCAGAGGAACGGACUGCAGUGUCGCACCGGCGUAGGAAAGCCGCGGACGGGGAAACGGAGAAAGCAAGGGACUGCUUUGUUAUAUUAACCCAAAAGAGAAAGUGCCUCAUUUUCAGAUUUCAGUUGCAACGAGGAGAUCUUUCUUGCUGUAGGUUCCUCUGGUUCGAGUUUGCUCUUCCUCACCUUUAACAUACCGGAGAAGGAGCAGAAACAGAAGUGAAAGGGCUGCUUGGUUCCCUUAUGGAAAGUCUGCAAGCCACUGUAGAUACACAUUAAAAGCCUGAAAUGUACACAUUUAGCUCAUUGAUUUAUGUAUGUAUGUAUGUAUUUAUUUAUUUAUUUAUUUUUUACUUAACUCCUUCGGACUAAUCUACAAACGCGAUACUUUCCUUCACACAGACAUGUCACGCUGAAUAGUACUGUGGAGGCCACUUGUCCCAAAGAGGUAGCACAUCUUGUAGGGUAAUGUCUGUCUGGAAGAAUUAAACUUAUGUGCAAUACAAAGAGACUGCAGUCGGAGAGAUCAAACAGAGCGUAUAGUUUGGACAGAAGAGGAUAACAGAAAUGACUGCACCUCCAUUAUUGGGAUUGUGCGCAAAAGGCUGGACAAUGAGCUGUGUUGAGAGGUGAAGGGUAGGGAGGUUUAAUGCAGCCUUUAAGAGUACCCUGUCAUAAAAAGAUUUCUCUCCAACGUUCAUCGCAUUAAAAAAUCUGGAUUUUUUUUUCUUUUUUACAUGAGCAUUCUUUGCGAAAAUUGAUUUCAUUCCGAAACAAGGCUACGCACUACUCAGAAUGGCUAUGAAAGGUCCGCCCCGUAAUCCGAAGAUCUGGAGUCAGUGUGAAUAAUGGGACUAAGGGAUGCGUGCGCCCACACACUCUAUGGCCUAAUAACUAAUAAAACAGUGGGCCAUACCAGCAUUUUCUCUUUGCCACAUCUUAAGCCAUGCUCCAAGGACAAUGAAUUGUAGACUUUGUAUAGAAAAUAGCACUUUGCAGAGUUUGUAAUUUGCAACAGCUAGAAGAGUUGUUGACGGUUUAAUUCACAUGAAUUAAACAUAUUGUACAGCCCACCCCUAGAAGCCUUCUUUUUAAUUUUCUCUCGAGUCCUUCUUGAUGCAUGGCCUCAGCGCUACCUAGCCAUAGGACUGCGGUCUGUACGGGACGGACGGGCUGCAGUCUGACUGUGUUAACUGUCAACAGUAGGUGACAGAAAGACAGGAUUUAUUAUGGUAGACAGAUGCACAGGGAGCAGACACAUACAUUUUAGCUGACCUUGUACAAUAUACCUCGUUUUUUGUCAAAGAAUUACACAGCAAAUUAUAUUUCUUCGAUACGUGUUGUCUGUUUGCAGGUAUUUCAGUGUGAAAUUGAUAGAAUCUUAAUAUGGAACAUUGAAAAAUAAUUGUCCUUGAUCAUUUAAAUUAACAAAGAAGCACAUCGCUUUAAAUGUAUGAUACCUGAACUUUAUAAUUUUUUGAUUUUUGGUUAGAAAAUGAUUCUGUGUAGCUAAACAGGGAAAUGUCGUGGUUACAUUGAUAAAUGUGAUAUGACGAUUAUAAAUAGCUGGAACAGCUGUUGAUAUUUGUUCAUUUUUUUAACACAAUUACACUUUUUUUACUUUUUUAAAGCUGCAGGUGAUUCUGUGAGAGGCAGGGUGUAAAUCCUUUGUGUGUCAUAGAACCACUUAAAGGAACAUCGCAUUCAACAUCUGCCAUAAAAGCCCAUUUGAUAUGAAUGGAUCUCAGUUCUUGAGUGAAGAAAUGGAUAGUGUUGCAAGGUGAGGUUUUGUGGUUUAGUGCAUAGAGACAGUAAUGCUGUCGGUGGCUUUUUUAACUACAACUUUUGCCCAGAUCCCAGUCUGCCUUGACUCCGUUUCAUUUCCCCAAAUCCUCAGUGACUGCCUUCCUACACCAAUUCUGACUGGCUGCUAAGUGAUCUGUCGUUCUUGGAUUAUGUUUCUUUUUUAAGUACCGCAUUAAAUCCUCUAAACGAGUCAGGUCAGGUAGUCAAGGCAAUAGUGUUAGACAGUUCUCUUCUGAAAAUAUUUCUGCUGCUUUGGAAUGCACAGCUCUGUAACAGAGUUUACUGAAAUAUACUGGAAUGUAAAUCCAUAAUUCGGAACUUGCACUCUCUUGGCUUGUUGACUUGGCGCUCAUCAUUCGGGAUUGUUUGGAAGGGUGUUUUUCGGACUGAAUGGCAGUUCCGACGUAAAAAAAAAAAAGCCAACUGGGCUCAAAGUCAAAGGGCAAAAACAAAAACUACAGGGAACACACAGAGGAAUCUCAGAAAAGCCUAAGAGAAAAUGAUAGACAAAGAGAAUAACGGAGAAAAAAUUGUAGAAAAAGACAGGAAAGGCACAAAGGACACUAGUGUUUUUUGAGGUGUGUUGAUUGGCUAUUACCACACUGACUCUAGCGAGGACUGCCAGUGUCAUAUUCUUUGUUAUCCCUGUUGCAUGAAUAUUUCUACUUGCUGAAUGAAUUCUAUUGACCUGAAUGUACAUAUUAUAUAAAACUACUUCUAAAUAUUGACUAUGGAAUGGACUUCACCCUGUCUAUAAUACAGGUACUGUGUGUGUGUGUGUGUGUGUGUGUGUGUGUGUAUAGGGGGGACAAGAAGACAUUAGUAUUUUUUUGUUUUUAUUUGGGUCAGGUGGGGUGGAUGGAAGAAUCGAGAAAUGAAUUUUAUUUGUAAUAUUGUGUGUGUGGGUGUGUGUUAGAACAGUUAUUAAUAA
Molecule: messenger RNA, 10016 nt
Organism: Scleropages formosus (Asian bonytongue)
Lineage: Eukaryota; Metazoa; Chordata; Actinopteri; Osteoglossiformes; Osteoglossidae
Gene: iqsec2b
Product: IQ motif and Sec7 domain ArfGEF 2b
Exons: 16
Coding region: 1503-6281 (1592 amino acids)
Biological process (GO): actin cytoskeleton organization; regulation of ARF protein signal transduction
Molecular function (GO): guanyl-nucleotide exchange factor activity
Source: RefSeq, a predicted model, not a curated record